Messenger RNA from Fragaria vesca subsp. vesca, 1284 nucleotides. RefSeq lists its product as uncharacterized. The transcript has a single exon. Gene Ontology annotation, biological process: response to red or far red light; negative gravitropism. Lineage: Eukaryota; Viridiplantae; Streptophyta; Magnoliopsida; Rosales; Rosaceae. The record is from RefSeq and is a predicted model, not a curated record. Bases 1 to 1284 code for a protein of 427 amino acids.
AUGGAAUCAGCCGGGGGUAAACCCCUUAAACCCUCCUCAAACAUAUCUGAUAUAGUCUCCAAGUUUGCCAAAGUUUGCAAAUUGAGAUCCAUUGGAGUGCACCAACCUCACAACAGCAGUAAUGCUCCUUCGGGCGAAGAUAGCAGCGAUGUGACUGAGGACACCGAGUGUGGUGGGGUGAAGAUCCAUCCCCAACCUGUUGAAGUUAAAGGAGAAAGCAAAAUCUGUGGAGGUGAGGAGUUAUCCAAGUUGUUUGACAUUGUUUCGACACUGAAGUUGGCUUAUGUUCAGCUCCAGGAAGCUCACUUACCCUACAACCCAAAAAAGAUUAUAGCUGCAGAUGAGCGUUUUAUGGCUGAGCUUGAAGCAAUAUGUAAGAUGAAGCGCGUGUACAAGGAGAAGCAAUUUGUGAAGUUGAAGUCAGAAUCUUCUCGUUCUGUUAUUCUCAAGAAGAAAAUUGAAUUGAAUGAGAAGCUGCUGGAGGAGUUUAAGUUACAAAUGGAAGUCAACAAUUCUGAGAUAAUCUGCCUGCAUAAAGAGCUCAGAGAUUUGAAUUUGGUGAAUGCGACACUGGCUGAGAAGGUAAGGCAGAUGAGUUUGCAAAGGAAGACCACAAGGGUUUGGACCAUCACAAGAUUUCAGGAUACUUACAGAGCUGCGUCGAAAUCAAUUCAUGACUUCGCAAAGCCUUUAAUCAGUUUGAUGAAAGCUACAGGCUGGGACUUGGACCUUGCAGCAAAAGCAAUAGAAGCAGAAGCUGCUUACUUGAAAAGGUCCCACAAGAAGUAUGCAUUUGAAGCUUACAUUUCAAGGAGAAUGUUUUCUGGGAUAUCAUUGAAAUCUUAUAAUGUGGAUGGUAUUAUGAGAUAUGAUGAUCCCAUCGAUGUGUUGAUUGAGAAUCCAGAUUCAGAUUUUGCCCGAUAUUGUGGAGAAAAGUAUCUCCAAGUUGUUCAUCCAAUGAUGGAAACACGGUUUUUUGGGAAUCUAGAUCACAGGACGCUUGUAUUGAGCGGCAAGCAUCCAAGAACAUCAUUCUACCAAAUAUUUGCAAGAAUGGCAAGGUGGAUUUGGGUUUUGCACAGAAUUGCACCUUUGAUAGAUUCUGAAGCAAAAAUGUUUGCUGUCAAAAGAGGAAGCAAAUUCUCACAUGUUUAUAUGGAGUCGGUGGUGGAGGAUGGAGAAGAUGCAGCUGUCUCGGAUGGAAGAAAGGUUGAGUUUAUGGUCAUGCCAGGAUUUAAAAUUCUAGAGACAUUAGUGAAGUCUCGUGUGUAUGUUUCAAAAUGA